CUAUGUGGCCUGUCAAGUAAUUCACAAUCCACAACCCUUUCAACAUGAAUCACUAACAAGGAAAACAGUUUGUAAAAAUAAAUCUUUGUGAGUUCAAAAGAUCAUUGUUCUUUAGACACAGAAACUGUCUUAGUAAUUAGCCAAAAUGAUUUUCUUAUCUAACCCUGAUCUGCUCUGAUUAGCUUUAUCUCAUACAACAUAACCAGUCCAAUACAAAACUUGUCAUCCAGAAAAAACAGUAAAAAUAUCAGCUGUUUUUUUUAAAUGAUAUCAUAUCAUGAAAAUACAUCUUGAUUUGAUUAUGAUAUUAAGGAUAUAGGUGAUAUAAUGUCUGGAGUAACGAUUACAUCAGAUGUAUACUACCGUCAUGUUAACUGGUUAAUUAUUAAUAUGUCAGUUAUUUAGUGCAGUCUAAAAACAAUAUUUCUGUGGUAAAGAAAAGCUGUACCUGCGUCAAGUCUAGUGGUUAACCUUCAUCAGGAAAUCAUCAUAUACAGGAAAUGUGUCAAUAACUACUAUUAAAUUGAUCGUUUUCAACAUUGAAAAAGCCAAAGGGGACAGGCUACUCAUUUUCUAGAACGAACUAGAGUGAUCUGCUGCACAUAUUGUAUGAUGAUGGCCAACAGUACUUCACGAAUUGAUGAAGAUGCUUUUCUAUCAAGUUUUGAACUUUUGGGACCCGUUGGAGAGAAACUGUUUGCCCCUACUUGUGUAUCUGUGUCAUCAACAGGAGAAUAUGUGGUAUCUGAUAGUGAAAGUUGUUUUAUAGUCAUUUACAGUAGUUUUGGAGAAUACCUAUGUCAUUUUAGCACUAUACCAAAAUCUAUCUUUUAUCUUCUAUUGAACCUGGAAAAACACAGACCCCAUGAUGUAGCAUGGCUGUCAUCUAAAAGAGUUGUCUAUACACAGCCCUGGGGUUCUAAAGUAACAAUUUCUAAUUGGAAUGGAAGUAAGACUAUUUGUUUGGAAGGGAAGCCACUGUAUCAACCAUUUGGUGUUUGUGUUGAUAACUUGGACCAAAUUUAUGUAACUGAUAAAGACAAAGGGAGGAUACUCUGUUAUAGCAGUGAAGGAAAAUUAAUUAAAACUUUUGGUGGAUUGGCAUCGAAUGGAUUUAGUUUACACAAUCCACAUUACAUUGUACUCAAUAAGACAGGAGACAUUGUGUUAAAUGAUAUUAUCAAAGAUUAUGUAUGCAUAAAAAUGUACGACAGAUUAAGUGGGAAUUUUAAAACUAUUACUACAGACAUUAUCAGUGAAUUUGGAGUUGGAAGUUUAGCAAUGGAUUCUGAAAACAAUAUAUUCAUGACUGAUUAUCAUAAAAAUAGGGUGAAAGUUUUCAGAAAUGAUUUAAAUGAAAACCUUGAAAUUAAUAAUGUUAAAGAUCUAUGUGGGAUAGCUUUAAACCAUGAUGGAAAUCUGGUGUGUAUAGACAAUCAUGACAAAACGAUCAAAAUAAUUUCCCUGGGGUAAAGAUCAUCUCCAUUGUAAUGGGCACAUAAAAUCAUCAUUAGAUAUUACAGAAGAUAGCAAUUAAAUAUAUCUUUAAUACAUCAAGCAUAGUUUAUUUUCCUCAUUAAAAUGAACCCUUCUUUCACAGAU
Molecule: messenger RNA, 1602 nt
Organism: Mytilus trossulus (common blue mussel)
Lineage: Eukaryota; Metazoa; Mollusca; Bivalvia; Mytilida; Mytilidae
Exons: 2
Coding region: 610-1473 (287 amino acids)
Biological process (GO): proteasome-mediated ubiquitin-dependent protein catabolic process; protein polyubiquitination; negative regulation of translation
Molecular function (GO): translation repressor activity; ubiquitin protein ligase activity; protein binding
Source: RefSeq, a predicted model, not a curated record